AUGGACGAUGGGGAGGAGAGGCAUAUCACAGACGAAGGCUUUGAUGUGCUGGACUUCACCGCCAAAGAGAAGAUUGGCAUUUAUAAGUUGACUAAGGGUAUCACCAGGCCUUGGGUCAAAGUGCCUUGGGUCAAAGUAGGCAAUGAGUUUGUGCAAAAGGGCCAGAACAUGGAACAGUGCAACAACUCCAUCAGGGCUCUGGGCAAGGCUGUCUAUGAUAAGAUGUUCAAGUGACUGGUGGUCAGGAUCAACAAGACCUUGGGCACCAAGCUAGAGAGGCAGUUCUUCAUUGGGGUGCUGGACAUCGCCGGCUUUGAGAUCUUCCAGUUCAACAGCUUCGAGCAGCUGUGCAUCAGCUUCACCAACGAGAAGCUGCAGCAAUUCUUCAACCACCACGUGUUCAUGCUAGAGCAGGAGGAGUGCAAGAGGAAGGACAUCCAAUGGGUCUUCACUGGCUUUGGACUUGACCUGCAAGCCUGCAUCAACCUCUUGGAAAAGCCCAUGGGCAUCUUCUCCAUCUUGGAGGAACAGUGCGUCAUCCCCAAAGUCAUGGACGCCACGUUCAAGACAACCCUGUAUGACAACCACUUGGGCAAGUCCAGCAGGUUCCUGAAGCCCAAGGGCAGCAGCAAGGGCAAGGGGCCCGAGGCCCACUUUGAGCUUGUCCACUGCACAGGCACAGUCUACUCUGACACGCCCUGUCAUCGGCUCCCUGCCAUCAACCAGCACAGCCAUGAUAUGACAGCAUAG
Molecule: messenger RNA, 750 nt
Organism: Galeopterus variegatus (Sunda flying lemur)
Lineage: Eukaryota; Metazoa; Chordata; Mammalia; Dermoptera; Cynocephalidae
Product: myosin-6-like
Exons: 6
Biological process (GO): actin filament organization; vesicle transport along actin filament
Cellular component (GO): vesicle; myosin complex; cytoplasm
Molecular function (GO): actin filament binding; ATP binding; microfilament motor activity
Source: RefSeq, a predicted model, not a curated record